This is a messenger RNA of Hevea brasiliensis (rubber tree), 2537 nucleotides long. RefSeq lists its product as uncharacterized. The transcript is spliced from 4 exons. NCBI's taxonomy places the organism in Eukaryota, Viridiplantae, Streptophyta, Magnoliopsida, Malpighiales, Euphorbiaceae. The record is from RefSeq and is a predicted model, not a curated record. The coding region runs from base 229 to 2307 and encodes 692 amino acids.
UUAUCUUCCUAUUUUUAAGCACAGCCGCCUGCUGCUUCUCUGUAUUUGAUAUAUUCUCUUUAUUCUCUCUUUCUUCUUGCUAAAUAUCACUCCGAUUCAGAAGAAUUCUUUUUCAUUUCUUAAAGAUUGAGAUUCGAACAUUUCUACUUUUCAUCUUUUUACGAUAAUUUGGAGUUUCAGGGUAACGAAUUUCAAUCUGUUUUGUUGAAUUUUGAGAGAUUUUUUGCCAUGGGGAACUAUAGAAAGCAAGAAUUCUGUGACGAUCGAGCGGAGCGAUCCAACGGCGACGAUUUCCAGGAUUCAUCGUCCGUUUCUAGCGGUGUUGAGACCUCCACGGUUGGAUCUGUUGCCGUUUCGCCUGAAAGGAGCGAGAUUGGGUUGACGGAGCGGUUGGCGGAUAUUCUAGUGGAAGAUGGUGAAGGAGAUCUGCUACUCCAACAGAGCGAUCGUGAAGAUAGGGUUUUGCAGUGGUUACAGGCUUUGGAUAUGCAGGUCAUGGGGGCUUGUAGAGCCGAUGAGAGGUUAAAGCCGUUGUUGAAGCAGAAUGCUUCUAGUGGGAUGGCCGAAGAUCGCCUUUUGGCCCAUCUGAGUCAGCACUUCGAGCCAUCAGAAGUUGGCAUACUUGCUAGAUGUUUCUGUAUACCUCUGGUUUCAAUUCGUGUUGGCAAGAUUAGCAAACGAGGGACCCUACUUUGUCCUACUGCCUCAAGGGGAAAUUUAAAUCUUACAAUGCUGCCGACGUCUGAUUUGCGUCUCUCAUUCAUUGGAGAUAAUGGUAACACGGAAAGACUAUUCACCCUAAGCAGUAAACCACUUAGUCCUGCUGUCACAGUUGAGGAGAUCUUAGCAGACAGUUCUGGGCGAUCUUUCCUUAUAAAGAUAGCAGAUGGUAGAGAUUAUUACUUCUGGUGCUCAGAGAAGUCGAAGCUCUUGGGUAUUGAAUUGAUUGCCAAGAUGAAAGAUGUACUCGAGAGGAGACCAUCUAUUGCAGUAUUAACUGGAAUUAGCAACUCACGACUUGAUUGCUUUGCAAUUCACCUCCGCUCCUAUCUUCUAGGAAGUAACACCCGAGAAAGUGUAGCAUGCAUACCUGCCUCUUCGUCAGGCAUCAAUCUUGACCUCUCUGAUGCAACGUCUUCCCUAUCUUCCAAGUCUCGGCGUUCCCGACCCAUUGGCAGCCAGGCUAUGAAAGCAAAUUCAUCUUAUCAGGAAAGCCUCAGUCCAAGAUCAAGUUCUUUCAAAGAGGGCCUGUCUAGAAGUUUGUCUUCUUUAAAAUGUGCUGCUGCCAGAGAAAAGUUAAAGCGUCGCGGGGAUAGCCACUUCUCAUCUGUUGACAACCUGAUGAUUGCAUUGCCGCGUGAUAACGAUGCAUCAAGCUCUAAUCAGUCUGAUAAUGAAGAACUGCAUGCAAUUAAGAGUUGCCCUAUGGUGCCAUCAAGUUUUAUUGAAUCCCUGGGGAAAUUGGCCAUCUCCCCAACUCCAAGUUCAGUAUUCCAUGUAACUUCCUCAAGUCCACCUCUUGUCUCUCCUUACUAUUGUUGGUGCCCCCAAGGUCCAUCAACUAUGCAGUAUCCUUCAGCUUCUCCACAACUCACUACCUCAUCAAUCGAAUCCCCCUUGCUUCCACCACUUUCUUCAUUAUUGUCAGCUGCCAGGUCCUCCAGUCUUUUAACUCCAACACCACCUCUCAGUCUGUCUGAUGUUCCCUCGAUAGAUUUUCCUCCUUUGCUGCCAGACCCAAUGCUUCGAUUGCCAAUGCCCGGUUCUAAGCAGAUCCCAACCUUCACCCCAUUGAUGUGCGAUCCAAUUGUUCAUAUCCCAGUAAUUGAUGUUUGCUCAUCGGGUCAAGGUUACCUGGUGAGUGCUGGUCCUACUAUGUCGAGCGCUAUUUCCCCACUGCACCAAAAACUCGUCAACUCAUUGAUUCCUGAAACUGAUUCCGUGGUAGAGAAGGGUGCAAGAGAGACUCUGCGACUACUCAUUAGUAGUUCAACCCAAGGUAACCCUCAGUUGAUGGAUGUCUUCCCUGUAGCAUUGACCAAUGCUGAUGAGAAAAAAGGCAUACAUGUGACUGGAAGCCGUGGACUAUAUGGUGGCUCCAGCGAUGUAGAAGCUAUUGCGAAUAGCAUGGCCACUAUUAGCUUGGUUUCUUUGUCCGAGGGCAUUGUAAGACAUGGUGAUGCAAACGUAGUGGGCAGUUGUGACGAUUUUGACAGUGUGUUGGGAGGUAGACCUAGUGAUCUGGAUGGGCCAUGUUCCGAUGAUGAUAAAACUCGGGAUCCGAUUACAAAAGAAGGGAACAGUUGAUGCGGUACCUAUUUUGGGUUUUCGUUUGGCUUCGUAGAUCCUUUUAUGUUUCUAAAAAGAAAAUUGUAGAUAUGUAGCUGCAGCCUUGGCUUUUUGAAAUGUAAUUAGUGCAAAUUUUGCCAUUUGUUGGGCAUUUGUUAAUGUUUAUUCCUUCAUUUUUCCAGUUCUUGAUAGUAUGAACCUGGUUAUAUGUUUUUGGUUGUGUAAUAUACAGGUGUACUUGCUAAGCA